AUGAAGUAUAUGAAACGGCAAUGCUGCUUCGUCUUCCUGCCUUGCCUCCUGCUUUGCUUUCUUCCUCUUUACCGGCUCGAGUACGCUUCCCAGCUCAGGCCCUAGCAGCCGAACGGAGCCGUCCUCCUGGUUGACAAGCAAACCACUGUACUCACCCCCUUCUUCCAUCACCUCAAAAACUAUCCACAACAGUCGCGUCUCACAGAGAGAGAGAGAGAGAGAGAGAGAGAGAGAGCUGCAAUGGGAAAUUAUUCCUCAAAGCAACAACGCAAGCGCGUUAGAGACACCGAUGCUUCGAGUCCGACCAUUUCGAAGAAACAAAGACACGAAAAAUUGGUUGAAUUACAGUCAGAGCAGCGCGAGAGCGAAUCGCCUCUUCUUCUUCCCUCUUCGGACUCUUUAGAGACGAUCAAUGUGCCCUCCGCGUCCGAAGCGAAUUCUGACCUAUCCGCUUCGUCCAUCUCCGUGAUUGGAAACAAUUACCAUGUAUUCUUGAGCUUUAGAGGCCUUGACACUCGCAAAGGUUUCAUCGAUCACCUCUACCGUCAAUUCGUGCAUGUGGGCCUGCACCAUCCAAACUUCGUGUUUAGAGAUGAUGAGAACCUCUGCUUUGGCGAGCCAAUUGCUGAAAAUCUUCUCAAUGCAAUCGAGCGCUCUAAGGUUUCAAUCCCAGUCAUCUCGGAAAAUUAUGCUGCUAGCGAAUGGUGCCUUCGUGAACUCAUUCAUAUUGUGGAGUGCAAGGAAAGUAGAGGACAAAUGGUUUUGCCUGUGCUGUACAAGGUGAAACCCAAGGAUGUGAAAUUCAUGCUGGGGAAAUUUGGAGAGGCCUUCAAAUCUGGUAUGCAUCGUUUCAAGGAGGAUGUCAAGCAACAAGGGCCGGAAGCGCUCAGAAAAGCACUUACUCUCAGAGUAUACGAAUCAGAGGUGUUUGCUAGUGGGCAUGAAGGGGAAUUGGUAAAUGAACUCGUAGAAACAAUAUUGUGUCAGCAGCAAUAUGAUCUCCAACCUCAUCUUCCCUUAAACUUGGUUGCAAUCGAGGAUCGUGUGGCUGAGGUUAUGGAAUUGAUGGAUCUUGCUUGCCCAGACACUCGAAUUAUUGGGAUUUGGGGGAUGGGCGGCAUUGGUAAGACAACUUUGGCUACGAUCAUCUAUAAAAAGCUUUUUGACAAGUUUCAGUACCGUAGCUCUCUCAAGGAUAUUAGAGAAACAAUUAAGAUGGAAGGUAUCAAACAUGUCCAAUAUCUACUCAUCUCAGAUAUGACAAAAAGCCCUCCCCAUAGGGUGCAUAAUUCUGAUAUAGGGAUUGCAAUGAUUCGAUUAAGUUGUGAAAAUAAGAAGGUACUUAUUCUUCUUGAUGAUGUGGAUCAUCAAGAACACCUUGAUAAUUUGAUUGGAGGUUGUACUUUUGGGUCAGGAAGUAGGAUCAUUAUUACAUGUCGAAAUAAGGCGCUCUUGAAGUUUGAAUAUAAAAUGUAUGAACUCAAAGAAAUGAACCGCAAAGAAUCUUUGCUUCUGUUUAGUAGAUAUGCAUUUGAAGGGGAACGACCUCCCAAAGAUCUGGCGACUCUUUCUAGUGAUAUUGUUGCCACCACAGGAGGGCUUCCCUUAACUCUCAUGGUUGUAGGUUCACUUCUCAAAGGGGAAAAAGAUCAAAUGAUAUGGGAAGAGAGGCUUGAGAAAUUGAGGAAGGUACCUCAUGAGGACGUACGAGAAAAGUUGAAGAUAAGUUAUGAUACAUUAGGUCAUGCAGAGAAAGAGAUGUUUCUAGACAUUGCAUGUUUUUUUAUUGGAACUGACAAAAGAAUUGCCACCUACUUUUGGGCAGAUCUCAAAUUCUUCCCAAGAACCGGAUUGCAAAUAUUGAUUAGUCGUUCGUUAAUAAAAAUUGAUGGUGGAAAUCGGUUGAGAAUGCAUGAUCAACUAAGAGAUUUAGGUAGGAUUAUCGCCUGUCUAGCAGAGAAGAAGCCUUGGAAACGGAGAGACUAUGGGAUGAGGAAGCCAUGAAAGUUCUACGACGCAAGGAGGAAAAUGAAGAAUAUGAAAAUAUUGAGGCACUACGUCUGGACGAAAGCGGCUCCAAUGAGUUCAUGAUGCGAAAGAGCUUCAAAAAAAUGCCUAACUUGAAGUUCCUUCAUUUGAAAGCUGUGGGUUUUGCUAGAGAUUUCAAAGGAUCACUUUCUGAAUUAAGAUGGUUGAAGUGGGAGAGAUGUUGCGACUCUUUCGAGGCGACUAGUGUUCAUUUGGAGAAUUUAGUGGUGCUUGAGUUAUCAAGUCAUGAAGAUAUUCGAAAUCGUAUUAGUGAAAAUUGGAGAGGAUGGAGUUUUUUUGAAGAGGAGAGGAUGGAGUUCAAUUAAGAUGGAGAAGUUGAAAGUUCUCAAUCUUUCAUGGUUCUCGAAAUUGAAGAGCAACCCUAAUCUCUCUGCUUUUGAAAAUUUAGAGUGGCUAAUCCUAGAAGGUUGUGCUAAUUUGAAGGAAAUCGACCCUUCCAUUCAAUAUGCCAAGCGCCUCCUUAUCUUGAACUUGAGCUAUUGUAGAAGUCUCAAGAUGUUACCUAAACAACUUGGCAAACUAGAAAAUUUGGAGGAACUUGUCAUAGACAAGACUUGGAUAAAAGAAAUCCCUUCAUGUGUAGGAUCUUUAAAGAAGCUAAAGAGGCUUAGUGCCCAGUGGGAUUGGCGGUCAAAACAUUUGUCAUUAAAAAAGAUCCCUUCUUCAAUUGGGAAGUUGGGAGAGUUGGUUGAGCUGGACUUGUCAUAUACUAGGAUUAAGGAACUACCUGAAUCCAUUGGGAAAUUGAACAAAUUGAAAAUUCUGAAUAUUGAGGGUUGUGAGAUAGAAAGGAUACCGAGCUCUAUUGGAAAAUUGCAGAGCCUCCAAGAGGUCAAUGCCAUCUCAUGCAAAAAACUAAAAGGACAAAUUCUUGUUGAUAAAGGUGGAUUGUCUUCUCUAAAGACCCUUUGUUUAGGCGAAACAAAAAUUUCUGGCUUGCCGGAAAACUUACAUCAGCUUUCUUCUCUCGAGCACCUCGAUUUAUAUAACUGUCAUGACCUUCAGUCACUCCCAAAACCUCCUUGUAGCUUAUCAUUCUUGUGGCUCACCUGUCGGAGCAAUGAGCUGCCAUCGCUCUCUCACCUGAAGCAUCUACAGAAGCUCUAUCUUUGGUUUUGCAAGUCUCUUCAAAGCAUCCCAUCGCUUUCUCACUUGAAGCAUCUACAGAAGCUCUCUCUUUGGUUUUGCAAGUCUCUACAAAGCAUCCCAUUGCUCUCUCACCUGAAGCAUCUACAGCAGCUCUGGCUUUGGCAUUGCGAGUCUCUUCAAGAGAUCCCAGAGCUUCCCUCCUGCAUACGGACGCUUAGCAUUUGGAUAUGUCCCAAAUUGGAAAGGUUGCCAAAUCUUUCCGAUUUGGAAUUUUUGUCGGAAUUAGGGCUCAAUUAUUGCUAUGGGCUGAAGAAAUUGGAUGGACUGGAAUCUUUAAAAUCCCUAAGAGAGUUGCGCCUACCGCUAUUAUUUGCUGAAAUGGUGGAUCAUCUCCAUGCGAUAGAAGGCCUUGAAAAAUUGGGAUCCCUGGAAGUGGUGGAUAUCUCUAGGCGCAAGCACAUUCAAGUACUGGACCUUUCAAAGUCGGAGCAUCUGAAGAAGUUGAUUGUUAGGGAUUGCAAAAGCUUAGUUGAAAUUCGCUGCCCGAGUAAAUUCCUGAAGUGCUUUGAUAGGAGUGGGUGCGAGUCACUCAAGAAAUUACCAGACUUUAUUAUUGAGGAAAGCAACGGCGAGAAGCUGACUGAGGAUUAUCAAAAUUAUUCAGAUUCUACGUAGGAGGAUUAUGAAGAAUAUUCAGAUUCUAUGGAGGAUGACUAAGAUCUGUUUUUGGAGAUUGCUGAAGUCAUUUACUAAACAAAAUAUAUAGCAGCAACUGGAGGAAGUUGUUUGAGCGAAGUAAUUGUAAUGCUUCAGUGUUAUCUGGCUCGUGAUCAUGAUACGAAUACAAAAGGUCAGAAUGCCUCCAAAAGGAUAUCUGUUGUCUUCAGUCAAAUAACAUGAGAUUCUUCAUUCUUGACGUGGUAUCAAUCUGUGUUUGUUUAAAUAAAGCAGUGAAGGUGCCAUAAACAUGUUCUGCAUUUUCUCAAAGCUAGGGCACUAAUGUCAAGAUGAUUAAUCUCCAUGGAUCUGUAUCAAACUUUGCUCGUCGCUUAACAUGCCAAUGUGAAGAUUGCUCUCUCUGAAGGCAUAUACAUGGCCUUGAUCAGGCUAAAAGUAGUAUCAUCAAUGGUCAAAACCAGUACAAAUCAUGAAGCCACUCUUUCCUUGUUUUUCUUCAUGCCUUCAAUAUCAUCUUGCGAUUUCGUACCUUAACAUCAUUCGCAAUUUAUUACUUCGGUUCAGUCAUUGUUUGGUGAUGACAAUGUCUCCACCCCAGAGGCUUUAAAAGAACAGAGAAUUUCCACUGUAUUGUGGAUAACAGUGUAAACAGAAUAUGGAGGAAGCCCUUAAAUCAACCUUAUUGCUUUCAUGUUUUUGGGAUAAACAUGACAAGUAAUCAAUGGGUGGCUAGACAUGUGAUUUGCUUAAGUCCUUUAAUGUUUGAGAGCUGAUCUAGAUCUCCAAUUGCCAUCUUUUCUUGAUCUACAGCUCAAAUCCGAAUUUUUGCUACAGCUGCCACUGAACAAAAUUGGAAAGUCACUUGCAAUAGUUGAGGUUUUAGCCAGAAAUGUGCACUAUUUUUAGCUUGGCUGAUGGCGGGGACAAAAAAUCUGCGGAGCUUGAGUACUACCCUGCUGUUUAUGACUCUGAAAAGAAGUGGGAGGAGCUGUGCAUGUGCGUUUCAGUUUUGUGGAGAGCUUAAAUGGACUCUUGGGGAAACUGGUUGACCACGUGAAUGUAAUGCUUCAGCAUCAUCUGUCUUGUGCUCCUAAUGGGAAAGAAAAUAGAUAAGAAUGCCUUUGGAGUACAUGACAUUGCAUGUCAUUAUAUGUGAUCAAUCACGGAGAGCUUCGCUGCAAUUUCAGCAAUUGUGUGAGAUCCAAACCAAACAUCUGGGAUAUGGCUGCAAGAGGAAUGCUCUUUAAGCCGAUUGCAUUGUGUCGUGUGAUUAUGGGGAUAUGCGUAAGAAGAGGAGAAGGCUAGAAAUCGAGCACAGAGAGAAGGGGAAGAGAUUGAGGGGUCGAGCAUCAUCUGGUGGUCUGGUUCUAUCUUCCUUUCGGUGGACGACGAUGGGAUGACUAAUUCGAAAGUGAGAUUCAUGCUCACUGAUUGCUUUGACCCUUGUGCUCCAGCUUGAAUGGAAGGAUCUUCAUGUUGGGUCUUCAUUGCUUCUGGUUGCCAUAUCUUCAGAGUCCAGGUUACAAACUCUAUGCUAGUCGACUGUUGCCCGCACCGAUGCGAAAUUCAGAGUACAAAGUUGACUAAAUCUGACAAUAAGUGGCUUUUCUUUUAAAUACCUAAAGAUUUCAGUUCACAAAAGGUGUCGAAGAAUGGCAUUGAGUUGUGCUUGAGAAAUAUCUAGUCGCUGGCCAGUUCAACUAUGAAUUUGAAGAUUGUGUCUCUAGCGGGGAUGGGUUAUGUUUGAUGCAGGGGUGGAGACUGCUUUGGCCAACUUAUUGUCUGUUCCUUAGCUUUUCAACAUUUUUUCUUUUCUCAUGUUGGGCAAGAAGGUUGGUCCACGGUUGAUCCCUGAUUCGCCUUCAAAAACUCCAUCUGUGCUGCUUGGGAAGCUUGAUUGUGGAAUGUUAAGGAAGAAGAUCAAUCUUUGGAGCUUAGUUUGGAGGCUUUAAAUGUUGCUGCCAUAAAAUAAGCAACAUUUGUUUUGUCCAAUUUGAUUGUUGGAGAUAAUUAUGUCACUAUUCAAAUCUGCUUUUGUUGAACAAGUGUACUAUAUUUUUACAUUAAUACAUAAAAGGUAGUUUGGGGUGUUCAUCUGCAAGUUUAAGAGUUGAAGCACGCCGGUUGGUAGAGGAGUUACUGAUUUGGUGUUAAUUCUUAUCCCUAGUAGUUUGGUGCAGUAUGUUGUAAUUGGCUUAUGUUGAUGAAGUUACUAUAAUACUUGGGAUGUGACCAAGUAAAAAAGAACUUCUAGGACCUAUGAAAAAAUAAAUAAAUAAAAAGAAAACAAAAGAGAAGGUUGAAAAGUCAACUAAACAAGGGAAGUGGUCGUUGGCUUAAUGGGAGAAAAAAAGAGACGCUUAGCUCCCUCUUAAACUGAGAGCUCAUGUAGAAAGAAAAUGGAGAUAAGAGAGAAAGAAAAAGAUUUGAUUCCGGAGAUUGCUAACAUCUCCUACUAAACAAAAAUAUAGCAGGUAUAGUGCUGUUUUUCUAUGGAGAUUACCUGCUUCCAUUAGUAUUUUCAUUUUGGACGGGGCUUUUCUUUGACAAGAUAUUAUUUUCCUGUCUUAAUUCCAGCAAGUGGAGGAAGUUGUUUGAGCAAAGUAAGUGUAAUGCUUCUGUGUUAUAUGGCUUGUGAUCGUGAAACAAAAUAAAAAGAUCAGAUUGCCUUCAAAAGGAUAUUUGAUGUCUUCAAUCAAAUAGCACGAGAUUCUUCAUUCUUGACAUGGUCAUGGAAAUGGGCAGUGAAGGUACCAUAGAUGUGUUUGGCAUUUUCUCACAGCCAGGGCACUAAUGUCAAGAUGAUGAAUCUCCAUGGAUCUGUAUCAAACUUUGUUCGUCGCUUAAUAUGCCAAUGUGAAGGUUGCUCUCUCUGAAGGCAGAUAUAUGGCCUUGAUCAGGCUGAAAGUAUUAUCAUCAAUGGUGGAAAUCCAGUACAAAUCAUGUUGCCGCUCUUUCCUUGUUUUGCUUCAUGCCUUUAUUAAUCAUCUUGCAAAUUCGUAUCUUAACAUCAUUUGCAAUCUAUUACUUCAAUUUGGUCAUUGUUUGGUGAUGACAAUGUCUACGCCCUAGAGGCUUUAGAAGAAUAGAGGAUUUCCACUGUAUUGUGGAUAACAGUGUGAGAUCCAAACCAGAAGUAUGGAGGAAGUCCUUAAAUCAACCAUAUUGCUUUCAUGUUUUUGGGAUAAACAUGACUAGUAAUCAAUGGGUGGCUAGAAAGCUGCCACUGUAUGGAAUUGGUUUCAGCCAGAAAUGUGCACCAUUUUUGGGACAAAAAAUCUUCAGAGCUUGGGUACUACCCAGCUGUUUAUGGCUUUGAAAUGAAGUGGGAGGAGCUGCGCAUAUGAAUUUUAAUUCUAUGGAGUGUUUAAUUGGUACUGCAUCAGGAGUGAGGACUUCCUACUAAAACUGUAAUCUUGACAUAGGAAUAGCUCACUGGCAAUACGAGGAGGGCAAAUUGACUUGGAAGAUAGUUGUCAUGUUCUUUUAUUAUCACUUGCACAGUAGUUUGAUGCGUGUCUUUGAAUCCUGACAAGAGAAAUCACGUUCUUUUAUUAUCAUAUUCAAUUGAGAGUACUCAUCU
This is a messenger RNA of Eucalyptus grandis, 7399 nucleotides long. RefSeq names its product disease resistance protein RUN1-like. The coding region runs from base 241 to 2004 and encodes 587 amino acids. NCBI's taxonomy places the organism in Eukaryota, Viridiplantae, Streptophyta, Magnoliopsida, Myrtales, Myrtaceae. Gene Ontology annotation, biological process: signal transduction; defense response. Gene Ontology annotation, molecular function: ADP binding. The record is from RefSeq and is a predicted model, not a curated record. The transcript has 13 exons.